AUUCUACGGGAGAACAGACAGGAGUACGCAGCACCAUGCCUACCGAAUUCCCCGCCUUUACUGCCGAGCAGAAGAAGGAGCUCCAUGACAUCGCUCAGCGUAUCGUGGCAACCGGCAAGGGCAUCCUGGCAGCCGAUGAGUCCACAGGUAGCAUCGCCAAGCGCCUGAGCUCCAUCGGCGCGGAGAACACUGAGGAGAACCGCCGCUUCUACCGCCAGCUUCUCUUCACUGCCGACCAGAGAGUGAACCCCUGCAUCGGGGGCGUCAUCCUGUUCCACGAGACUCUUUACCACAAGACAGAUGAUGGCACUCCAUUCACCAAGGUCAUCAAGGACAAGGGCGCCAUCGUAGGCAUCAAGGUCGACAAAGGUGUCGUCCCUCUUGCCGGAACCAAUGGAGAGACCACAACACAGGGUCUCGACGGCCUUUCUGAGCGCUGUGCCCAGUACAAGAAGGACGGCGCCGACUUUGCCAAGUGGCGCUGCGUGUUGAAGAUCUCCGAGCACACCCCCUCUCAGCUCUCCAUCUUUGAGAAUGCCAACGUACUGGCCCGCUAUGCCAGCAUUUGCCAACAGAACGGCAUUGUCCCCAUUGUGGAGCCUGAGGUCCUCCCCGACGGUGAUCACGAUCUGAAGAGAUGCCAGUACGUCACCGAGAAGGUCCUGGCUGCCGUGUACAAAGCCCUCAGCGACCACCACGUCUACCUGGAGGGAACUCUGCUGAAACCCAACAUGGUGACACCUGGCCACGCCUGCACCAAGAAGUACACCCCCGAGGAGGUCGCCAUGGCAACAGUCACCGCCUUGAGGCGUACCGUGCCCCCUGCAGUCUCCGGUAUCACUUUCCUGUCUGGAGGUCAGAGUGAGGAGGAAGCCACAGUUCACCUGAACGCCAUCAACAAGUGCCCCCUGCACAAGCCCUGGCCCCUGACCUUCUCCUAUGGCCGCGCCCUGCAGGCCUCUGCCCUCAAAGCCUGGGGCGGCAAGAAGGAGAACGUCAAGAACGCUCAGGAGGAGUACACCAAGCGCGCACUGGCCAACAGCCUGGCCUGCCAAGGCAAGUACGUGUCCAGCGGACAGGCAGGAGCCGCGGCCGGAGAGUCCCUGUUCGUCUCCAAUCACGCCUACUAAACAUCGUGCCCCUCGGUCUCCGUGUUGGUGUCACCGGAGGCUGCUUAUGUAUAUCGUAGUGUGAUCCCUGCGCUGCAGAGCAAUAAGCCAUUAACUGCUUCUCCCAUCUGCAGAGCGGUACAUGGUUAACCUUCCCCUUGCUGGAGAAAGAGAGAGUGAUGGAGUGUCGCCGCUCUGCUGGCUGCUGUGUGCUAGUGCAGAGGGUGUGAAUGGUGAGUGCAGCGGACCGGCUUGGUUCUCACGUCUCUGUGCUUCGUCCCUGUUCUCGGCUCUGAGUCACGUUGUCUAAUUUAUGUCACUGCUGGUGAAACCUCAAUAAAGCAGGUAGAUGAACCACC
Messenger RNA from Hyla sarda, 1468 nucleotides. RefSeq names its product aldolase, fructose-bisphosphate A (gene ALDOA). Lineage: Eukaryota; Metazoa; Chordata; Amphibia; Anura; Hylidae. Gene Ontology annotation, biological process: fructose 1,6-bisphosphate metabolic process; glycolytic process. The transcript has 9 exons. The record is from RefSeq and is a predicted model, not a curated record. Gene Ontology annotation, cellular component: cytosol. Gene Ontology annotation, molecular function: fructose-bisphosphate aldolase activity. Bases 36 to 1130 code for a protein of 364 amino acids.